This is a messenger RNA of Zonotrichia leucophrys gambelii, 2875 nucleotides long. RefSeq names its product neuropeptide FF receptor 2 (gene NPFFR2). Gene Ontology annotation, molecular function: peptide binding; neuropeptide receptor activity. The record is from RefSeq and is a predicted model, not a curated record. Gene Ontology annotation, biological process: G protein-coupled receptor signaling pathway; cellular response to hormone stimulus. Gene Ontology annotation, cellular component: plasma membrane. The transcript is spliced from 7 exons. Bases 1084 to 2535 code for a protein of 483 amino acids. NCBI's taxonomy places the organism in Eukaryota, Metazoa, Chordata, Aves, Passeriformes, Passerellidae.
CAGAGGCAGGUAAGGCAGAACCUGCCAUUUCAACUACAGGGGCCACCUGGUUUCACCUGGGCCACACAGACUGUUGUUUUGGAUUUUUCCCCUGAGUUCCUGAUGUAAAAACUGGAAUCUCUGGAGAGCCAUGACCUGAAUGCUGGAGCUCGGCAGGUAGGAGCAGAGUCUGGGAGAUGCCACAGUGCUGGGAGCACUCGGAGCUCUGGGAGAGUCUGGAUUCUGAUGGAUGGGGGGUGGCAGGGGUGGCACCUGCAGAGGUGACUUCCUGACCCUUGGAAUGAGCUUCCCAAGGCCGAGGGAUGCCUCAAGCAGAGCAGGGAGGCUCUGCAAUGGAACAUAGCCCAGAAACUCUUCCAGCCGGGCAGCCCCGAAGCCCCGGGGCUCGGCGCCUGGCUUUGGGCUGGGCUCUCGGCUCCCUCCUUCCUCCUGUCCCUCCCCCUGCCUGAGGCAGGAGCCGCAGGGCUGCGGGAGCGGGAGCCGCAGCCUCGCCUCGCCUCGCUGCUGCCUGCGGAGCCGCCGGCGGCGGCGGAGCUGAAAGCGGGCUCCUUUCUCUCAGCUGGAAACUACUGGGAUAUUUGGGCUUAUUUGGAGAUGAACCACUCUGAGAUGUGUCAUAUAAAAUAUGAUGGAAAUAUUGAUGGAUGAAAAAGUUAAAUACUUAAAGACCUCAGAGGAUCCUGUGAGGGUAUUUCACACAUAAAAAUGAAGAUAUCAAGACGACAAACCCAGCAGGUUGUACACAGGGGUGAGGCAGUAGUGGCUGCUCCAGGGGAUUUCUUCAAUGUGCCCAACAUAAAAAUAAUGGCAUCACUUCCUAAUGGCUUGGAACUGCUGCACUAAUGAGGGAAAACUGAAUUUCUCUGCCCAGAGAUUUUCUCUGGCCUAUUAAAUGAAGGAAGGAGGCCUUGCUCUUAUCAAGUUACCACAUGGAAGCAGAUUACUGUUAUUCAUCAUCUUAUACCAAUUAGUGUGAUAAGGGACAGCCCUGUCAUGGCAUGACCAAGAACUUCUGCCUCAGAUCAUCAGAGACCCCUGGAAAAGCCAAACUCCAGCAGGGCACAUUAGAGCACAAGGAGGAGAAUGGACUCAAACUCCUCAUUGGAUUGGCCUCACUUGGAUUUGCUGGAUUACAACAGGACCUACAAGUACCUUUACCUGGAAGGAAAUGUCUCCUACGUGGACUUCUACCUCCACCAGCCUUGGGUGGCUGCUGUCUUCAUCACCUCCUACCUGCUCAUCUUCCUCCUGUGCAUGGUGGGCAACGGGGGGGUUUGUUUCAUCGUGCUGUGGAGCAGGCACAUGCGCACGGUCACCAACCUGUUCAUCCUGAACCUGGCCGUCAGUGACUUGCUGGUGGGGCUCUUCUGCAUGCCCACCACCCUCCUGGACAACAUCAUUGCAGGUGGGCUGGCUGCCCGUGGGCUGGAGAGAGCCAGGGCUGUGUGUCCAGGGGACUCUGUGGGCAUUCUGAGUCAGUGGAAGGUGUCCCUGCCUGUGGCACGGUGUUCCUGGCCAUGGCUGGAACCACCCCAUGAGUCUACAGUUCUACUCACGAAAUGGAAGAUGAGAGCAAAUUAUUUUAAGCAGAGUCCUGCAAUGAGAUGGCAGCAAUUCCAAAAUGCCUGUUUCCUUGCAGGGUGGCCCUUUGGGAGCCUGGUGUGCAAGAUGAGCGGGAUGGUCCAAGGCAUCUCUGUUUCUGCCUCUGUCUUCACUCUGGUUGCUAUUGCCGUGGACAGGUUCCGGUGCAUCGUGCACCCGUUGAAGCCGAAGCCGACCGUCCCCACCGCCGUGGCCACCAUCGCGGUGAUCUGGGCGCUGGCCGUAGCCAUCAUGUGUCCCUCAGCGGCGCUGCUGCGGCUGCGGCAGGAGAAGCGCUUCCAGCUGCUCCUGGGCACGGGCAAUGCCACCCGCCCGGUGUUCUGGUGCCGGGAGGAGUGGCCCGAGCCAGCCAUGAGGAAGGCCUACACCACGGUGCUCUUCGCCAACAUCUACCUGGCUCCGCUGGCGCUCAUUGCGCUCAUGUACGCCAGGAUCGGCGUUUUCCUGAGCCACGCCGCCGUGCCCACGCUGGGGAAGCGCGGCCGGGAGCAGCGGCGCGGAGCAUGGAGGAGGAAGCGGAAAGCCAUCCACAUGCUGCUCCUCGUCACCCUGCUCUUCGCCCUGUCCUGGCUUCCCCUGUGGAGCCUGAUGCUGCUGUCGGACUACGGCAGCCUGUCGGACGUGCAGCUGCGGCUGAUCAAUGUGUACAUCUAUCCCCUGGCCCACUGGCUGGCCUUCUCCAACAGCAGCGUCAACCCCAUCAUCUACGGCUUCUGCAACCGGAGCUUCCGCCGCGGCUUCCAGGCCGCGCUCCGGCUCCAGCUCUGCUCCAGGCCCGCCUCGGCCCAGCCAGCCCCGGGCCAGGCCGCCCUGCCCGCUGCCCCCUGCCCGCCGGCCCGGGAUCCCCCUCCCCACACAGCCGAGGGAGGAAACUGGGUCAAUAAGCAGCAGGAUUUGCUCAUGGAGGAGCUCGAAGAGAAAGGGGUGGAGUGAAAGGUGCUGCGAUUCUGAGAAUCUCUCUGUUCCCCAUGGAACAGGGCUGCUUGAACCCUGUUUGUGGUCAUAUUUCAUUCCUGUGAGGAAUCCCUCAUCCUGUAACUCUCAUGGACUGAAAUACUGCAGACCCAGGCUGGCACCCAGCCACUCCUGGAUUAUCUCAUGGUUGUGCUUCUUCCUGGACAUUGUGAACGCUGGGUCCUGCUCAAAUGACAAAAUUUAGCAUUUUCCGUCACAUUCCACUUAUUCCCCUUGGUUGCUGUUAUUUCUGUCACGUCCAUUAUUAUUGCAGCUAGAGAAACAAAUGGAAAUUUGAGAAAUAAAGGAUAAAAAAUUG